UGUUGGGCCCUUGCAGCGGGAUCAGAUGUGGUGCAGCGAGCGAGCCAGCAAGCGAUAACCUUAGUAGGAGGGGAUGAGCAUGGAGGGAUGGGAUGGGAUGGGAUGGAACGAUAAAUAUUAUUGGGAGGGGGACGGAAAUACGGAAACAACACAACACUUGCGUACGCGUCAAUACUGUACGUGACCCAGUUACUCGUACCCAGAGGGAUGAAUAAUACAGAUAGCUCAGGGUAUAUAAAGGAGCAUCCUCCGUUGCAGUCGUGAUUGUUCUGUGUUUACUUGCUGAAUCAACUCUCGCCAGUGCCCUUGCCCUUCCUGUCUUAUAAGUACCAGCAAAGCGAGCUGGCCUGGAGCUCCCCUGCACCACUCCCUGCCCUGGACCUCUCAUGCCUCGUCUGAACAAGGCCCCCUAAAAAGGUUCAAGUUCAAGCCUUGUGCAGGUUAAGAAAUCAACUUUCCCUCCUCUGUCCUCGACCUCUUCUUUGUUUCCUUCUCUGAAUCUUCGUCUGCAUCGUCAUUGUUCACAAUAAUGCCCGCCCUCUCGGCCUCCGAAGCAAGCCUCCCUCCCACUCCGGAGUCGUCUUGUGCGCCGGUGCCCGCACAACCAUGAGUCCAUGACUCUCCUCCAUCCAUCAAUCCAUGCCCACUCUACUGUCCAGCAGACCAGAGUCAAGACUCAAGACUCAAGCGUGCCGAAGUUCCCGGGUGCGGCUUGAAAGAAGACCAAAUCCGCCCGCUAUCCGGGUUACUGCUUAUCAAAGCCUCACCUGGAAGAAUCCACUCUCCAGCAUCUUCUUUUCUCGUCAGCGCGCGCGCUGAAAAAGAGGAUCAUGCUUGCCUCGUUCUGGAUCCAUUUCUCACCGUCAACUCUAUCGAAAGGAAUAAUGAUAUGACUAAUCUUUAAAGACUCUUCCUCUUAUUUUCCUGCUUCUUUUCGUCGGACUUUGCAGAGAAAGAUUGAAAAAGGAUCCACUGGCGUGGACUUCCUCUUUUACCGCUCCGCUCCGCUCCGCUCCCGCCGUGUCUUCAGAUGACGUGGGACCGUGGGACCUAGCAUGAAGUCCAUCCUUACCUUAUUCACCACCACAACAACAACACAUCCGUUUCUGUCCCGAGCCGAGAGGCGCGACCUCGAUAACAAAACCCCCCUCGAUCCGCAAUCUUGUGUUUCUGUUUUCUCCCUGUCAAUAAUCCUAAACUCAACCAGCAACCAUGUCAACAGCUGGUCCCGCCCAUAGAGUCCAAUCCGCCGUGGUGGAGUACGGAUAUCCUCAAGGCCAUCUAGGACAUCUGUCAGACGAGGAAGAGACCGCAUUCAAGAACUUCAAGAUCUUGUGCGAAGAGAAAGGGUACUACAAACCCGGGGAAGGCGGUACACACGACGACGCCACAUUAUUACGAUUCCUUCGAGCCCGUCGUUUCGCCGUCGCAGAUGCAUUCAAGCAAUUCCAAGAUACGGAAGAUUGGCGCAAGGCAAAUCAACUAGAUACCCUCUACGAAACCAUAGACCUAGAACAAUAUGAAGAGACUCGCAGAUUAUACCCUCAAUGGACAGGACGACGCGACCGUCGCGGAAUCCCCGUCUACGUCUACGAAGUCAAGCAUCUGAACGCAAAAACCAUGUCCGCGUACGAGAAAUCCGCCAAAGAAACCUCCAGCAAAGCCACGACGGACGGGAAGACGCCUGCUAAACUCCUGCGUCUGUUUGCGCUGUACGAGAAUCUGAUUCGGUUCGUGAUGCCUCUAUGUACGGCCCUGACGGAUAGAGAGCACCCGCGGACGCCGAUCACGCAGAGUAAUAAUAUUGUGGACAUUUCUGGCGUUGGGUUGAAGCAGUUUUGGAAUUUGAGAGGACAUAUGCAGGAUGCCAGUACAUUGGCUACGGCGCAUUAUCCCGAGACGCUAGAUAGGAUAUUUAUCAUCGGCGCCCCAGCCUUCUUCCCAACGGUAUGGGGCUGGAUCAAGAAAUGGUUCGACCCAAUAACCACCUCCAAGAUCUUCAUCCUCUCCCACAGCGACAUGCAAAAGACCCUCGAAUCCUUCAUCGACCCCAUGAACAUCCCCAAAAAAUACGGCGGCCAGCUAGAAUUCACAUUCGGCGACCUCCCAGUCUUCGACCCCGCCAUCUCGAAAAUCGUACAGUGGGAAGGCGAGAAUAAAGAUUUCCCGCACGGACCAAUGUACUGGCAGAAUACCGAUGGCGAGAAGGUAGAAGGCAAGUUGGGAGAGGAGACUAGGGAGAUGACUGCCUUAGCUGUGGGCAGUGUAGCAGGGAAACAGAGAGAUGAGGAGAUCUGUACGGUUACGAGGACACUGGGAAUCACCCAGGAUAUCGACGGCCUCACAAACGGCGACGCCACAGCUGGAACCUCCACCGCACUCCUCGAGAACGCAAAGACAGCUACUGAAAACGAAACUGAGCCAUCUACAACAUCAGAAGCAGUGCAAGAAACCAGACCAACCAACCUCCUCGUCCCCACGAAAUCCCAGCUCGAAGCUCCAACUCAACCCACUACGCCCGCGCACGAACUCCAAGAAGGAGAGUUGGUUCCUGCUACGAGACCGGAGCCGGUGCGGUUCGUUACUGCAGAUGAGGGGGUGGGGGAGCUGGCGAAGAAGAUGGAGGAGGGCGUGGAGUUGAGUGAGAAGAGUGGGAAUUUGGGGAAUGGGAUUGGGAAUGGGAAUGGGAAUUUGGUGGUGCCGGCGACGAAUGGGAAGGUUAAUGGGGCUGCGUAGGGUGGGGAUGGGGGAGGGGAUUGUGGAGGUUUUGGGAUUUUGUGUGUGCUGGGGAAAUUGGGGAGAGAAAGGAUGAGGGACUGGCUUCGCUUACUGCUCUGUUGAUGUGACGAGGUCCUUUCCAUUGAUGCCUGCGAGGAGAGCAGAGCAGAGCAGAGGAGAGGAGAGGAACUUCUUGGGUAUUCAUUGGUAUGCAUACAUGGCAUACUCAUUCCUUGGUAGGCCUGCCUGCUUCACCCGAGCCUGCCUGCCUGUCUGUGUGCCUCUGCCUCUCUCUAUGUGUAUGUGUACGGCAUGGCUUUGGCUUUGGCCUUUGGCCUUUUUCAUCGUACCUUAUGUAUCGGUGCAGCGCUGCUAUAAGAUAAGUUAAGAUAUAUUUUCUGUGAACGAGAAUGAGCUCGAGGGGCUGUGGGAGGAUGGGGUGGAUGGGAUGUAAGGGAUGGGGUGGAGUGGGAUGGAUGCAGUGGCUAGAUGGAGGAGGGAUAUAAUGGCGGGGUGGGUGGGUGUGCGCACUUGAUACCUACCUACCUAAGCACUUGCUUGCUUACUUACUUGCUUGUUUACAUGCAUUUCUCAUUGCAUGGCGUGGCAUGGCAUGGCGUGGCGUGGGUAUAUGGAUAUAGGGACAUAGGGACAGGAACACAGCAAUAAGAGUAACAAGAAUAAGAAUAACUAUAUUACCACUACCUACCUUACUAAAUCACUGCUCGUGUGUGAGAGAGAGGGGGAGAGUAGGUAGGUAGUACAGGAGGUAUGCAGAUCAGAUAGAUGCACAGAUCAGAACAGAUCAGAAGAGAACAGAAGAGCAGGAUUUCAUUUCCGAGGAGAGGAGGCAGGCAUAAAAGGGAUAUAUAUAAAUUGGUUUGUGCUUUUUUUACUGGUGUGGGUUCGUUCGUAGGGGUACGUUGAGGGAAGGAUAAUAUCUAAAUGGAGAGAUAGAUGGAUGAAUGGAUGGAUAAAUAAACAUGAGGAAGAAGAGAGAAGAGAGAAGAGAGAAGAGAGAAGAGAGAAGAGAGAAGAGAGAAGAGAGAAGAGAGAAGGAGAAGGGAAAGGAGUGUAGUGUAGAUAGAAC
Cadophora gregata is the source of this 3808-nucleotide messenger RNA. RefSeq lists its product as uncharacterized. The record is from RefSeq and is a predicted model, not a curated record. The coding region runs from base 1213 to 2736 and encodes 507 amino acids. NCBI's taxonomy places the organism in Eukaryota, Fungi, Ascomycota, Leotiomycetes, Helotiales, Ploettnerulaceae. The transcript is spliced from 4 exons.